AUGCUAAAAUACGUUUUUCGUAGUAAUUUUUUAAGGAUUAAUAGAAUUCCAGCAAAUACAUUUGUGAUUCAACAGAAAAGAAAUCUUUCUAUUCAUGAAUAUUUAUCAGCAAAUCUUUUAAAAGAUUAUGGUAUUAAUGUUCCCUCUGGAAAAGUAGCUAGAACUUCUCAAGAAGCUAUUCAAAUAGCAAGAGAGUUGGGAGUUGAUGAUUUAGUAAUUAAAGCACAGGUUCUUUCAGGAGGAAGAGGUAAAGGAGUUUUUAAUAGUGGACUGAAAGGAGGUGUAAAAACUGCAUUUUCACCUGAAGACAUUGGUUAUUAUGCAGAUCAAAUGUUAGGAAAUGUGCUUGUUACAAAGCAAACAGGGUCUGUUGGAAAAAUAUGCAAUGCAGUGUAUAUUUGUGAGCGGAAAUAUGCAAGAAAGGAAUUUUAUUUUGCAAUACUAAUGGAUCGUACAUCUCAGGGUCCUAUAAUUAUUGCAUCAUCUCAAGGGGGCGUUGAUAUUGAGACUGUUGCUAAAGAAAAUCCUGACUUAAUUCUUAAGGUUCCUAUUGAUAUUACCAAAGGAGUUAGUAAAGAUACUGCAUUCUUCAUUGUUGAGAAGCUUGGGUUUUCUCCAAGGUGUCAUGAUAAAGCUAUUGAUAUGAUACUGAAGUUAUAUAAACUGUUUAUUGAAAAGGACGCUACACAAAUUGAAAUAAAUCCUCUUUCUGAAUCAGUAGAUUAUGAGAUAUUAGCUAUGGAUGCUAAAUUUAACUUUGAUGAUAAUGCUGAAUUUAGACAAGCUGAUAUAUUUUCUUUACGUGAUAAGUCGCAAGAAGAUCCUGAUGAAAUUAAAGCCACUGAAAAUGGAUUAAAUUUUAUUAAACUCAAUGGUUCGAUUGGAUGUUUGGUAAACGGUGCAGGGUUGGCCAUGGCUACUAUGGAUAUUAUAAAACUCAAUGGCGGAGAGCCUGCUAAUUUUCUUGAUGUUGGAGGUUCUGCUAGUCCUGAAUCAAUUAGAGAAGCAUUUGAUCUUAUCACUAAAGAUCCUAGAGUUACUACAAUUUUCGUGAAUAUAUUUGGUGGGAUUGUUAAAUGUGAUGAUAUAGCACGAGGUCUUAUUUCAGUAAUGAAGAAUAUGAAUCUUAACAUUCCUGUUGUUGCACGUUUGCAAGGUACAAAUUAUGAAGAAGCACAAAAGAUAAUUAAUAAUUCCGGUUUGCGGUUUUUUUGUUUUAUUGAUCUUGAUGAAGCAGCUUAUAAGGCAUGUCAUUUUAGUAAGAUUGUCAGUCUUUCAAAAGAUAUUGAUGUAGAUGUAAGUUUUAGGUCUUUUUAG
Molecule: messenger RNA, 1317 nt
Organism: Pneumocystis jirovecii RU7
Lineage: Eukaryota; Fungi; Ascomycota; Pneumocystomycetes; Pneumocystales; Pneumocystaceae
Product: succinate--CoA ligase (GDP-forming) subunit beta
Exons: 12
Coding region: 1-1317 (438 amino acids)
Biological process (GO): succinyl-CoA metabolic process; tricarboxylic acid cycle
Cellular component (GO): succinate-CoA ligase complex; mitochondrion
Molecular function (GO): ATP binding; succinate-CoA ligase (ADP-forming) activity
Source: RefSeq, a predicted model, not a curated record